This is a messenger RNA of Jatropha curcas, 2349 nucleotides long. RefSeq names its product cucumisin. The record is from RefSeq and is a predicted model, not a curated record. Gene Ontology annotation, molecular function: serine-type endopeptidase activity. NCBI's taxonomy places the organism in Eukaryota, Viridiplantae, Streptophyta, Magnoliopsida, Malpighiales, Euphorbiaceae. Gene Ontology annotation, biological process: proteolysis.
AUGGACCCACGAAUUGUUAGCUUGCUUUGUCCUAUGGUAUAUUCUGCAUUUUUUAUGCAGUGCUAUGGCAGUGAGAAGAAAGUUCACAUUGUGUACAUGGGAGACCUGCCUCGGGGAGAUUUUGCUGCUGAAAAAACUCACCACUCCAUGCUAGAAACUGUACUUGGAAGUACUUCUUCAGCCAAAGAGUCAUUGAUCUAUAGUUACGGGAGGAGUUUCAAUGGUUUUGCAGCUAAGUUAUCUGAUGAAGAAGUUGAAAAAAUCUCAGAAAUGGAUGGUGUCGUAUCAGUGAUGCCAAACCACAUUCUAAAGAUUCAUACAACAAGGUCAUGGGAGUUCAUGGGUUUCUCCAAAGGCAAACUUUCCGGUUCUCAAGAAGGGAAUGUCAUUAUCGGUCUUCUAGAUACAGGAGUCUGGCCAGAAUCUGAGAGCUUUGUCGAUACGGACAUGGGUCCUCCACCAGCCAAAUGGAAAGGAAUAUGCCAAGGAAAUGGCAACUUCACUUGUAACAACAAGAUCAUUGGAGCAAGGUAUUACAACAGUGAGGAUUGGUAUUUUGAGACUGACUUCAAAUCUCCAAGAGAUUCUGAAGGACACGGAACGCACACAGCCUCAACUGCAGCCGGCCAAGAGGUGCAAGGAGCAAGUUACUUUGGGUUAGCUGAGGGAGUAGCAAGAGGUGGAGUUCCACAUGCAAGAAUUGCAGUUUACAAAGUGUGUUGGUCAUUUGGAUGUUCUAGUGCUGAUAUUCUUGCAGCAUUUGAUGAUGCUAUAGCUGAUGGUGUUGAUAUUCUAUCAGUAUCUCUUGGUGCUCCUUGGGCUUUCCCAUAUGUGGAAGAUCCAAUUGCAAUUGGUUCUUUCCAUGCCAUGAGAUAUGGUAUACUAACCUCUAAUUCUGCUGGAAACUCUGGUCCACAUCCUUACUCGGUAUCCAAUUCUGCACCUUGGACUUUGACCGUUGCUGCUAGUACUAUUGAUAGGAAAUUUAUUGCACAAGUUGUGCUCGGCAAUGGACAAGUAUUCAAUGGGCUCUCCGUUAACAAUUUUGUGCUUAAUGGGACAUAUCCAUUGAUUUGGGGAGGAGAUGCGGCAAAUUAUUCUGCAGGUGCUGAUCCUGACAUUGCAAAAUUUUGUGUAACUGGUGCAUUGAAUUCUUAUAUAGCAUCAGGAAAGAUAGUUUUUUGUGAAACCAUUUGGGAUGGUAGUGGCGUUUUAUGGGCUAAUGGUGUGGGUGCUAUUAUGGCGGAUGCUGAGUAUAGCAAAGAUUUUGCCUUUAGUUAUGCUUUACCUGCAACCGUAAUCUCCCCAGAAGAUGGUCAACAAAUUUUGGAUUACAUCAGAACAACAAAAUCUCCAAUUGCAACUAUUUUGGUUAGUGAGACUUAUUUGAAGGAUUUGGCAGCACCUUCUGUUGUGUCAUUCUCUUCUAGAGGACCCAACCCAAUUAGUCCUGAUGUUCUCAAGCCUGAUUUGACUGCCCCCGGUGUGGACAUUCUUGCUGCCUGGUCGCCCGUGUCACCACCUUCUAUCACCUGGACAGACAGCAGAAGUGUAAACUUCAACAUAAUCUCAGGCACAUCCAUGUCAUGCCCGCAUGCUAGUGCUGCUGCCGCUUAUGUCAAGGCUGCUCAUCCCGAUUGGUCUCCUGCAGCCGUUAAAUCCGCUCUUAUGACAACAGCUACUAUCAUCGACUCGAGGAAGCACCCAGAACUCGAAUUCGCAUAUGGGUCUGGUCAAAUUAAUCCACAGGCAGCCACAGACCCAGGACUUGUUUAUGAUGCAGCUGAAGCAGAUUACAUUAACUUCCUCUGCAAGCAAGGUUAUAACACUACCACUCUAAGACUAAUCACAGGUGAUAACAGCAGUGUUUGCAGCAGCACAUUGCUUGGAAGAGCUUGGGAUCUUAACUACCCAACUUUUGCACUUGCAAUUGAAGAUGGGCAGCCCAUUCAGGGAGUGUUUACAAGAAGAGUUACAAAUGUUGGGAAACCUAAUUCAACUUACACUGUCAGCAUGUACUUGCCAAGUCUUCUUAGUGUGACAAUAGAGCCCUCUGUCUUGUCAUUCUCUGCCAUUGGAGAAACUAAGACAUUUACAGUUAAGGUUUCUGGACCAAAGAUUGCACAACAGCCAAUCAGUUCAGGUGCAAUAAUAUGGAAUUACGGAAAUUAUAUGGUGAGAAGUCCACUAGUUGUUUACAAUAUACUUCCUGGUGCUACUUAUUCUUCUCCAUCCUCCACGACCAGGCUGCAGAAAACACCCAAAUUUGAAGGUUCUUCUAUUUAUCACAAGAAUGGCAUUCUUGGAGCCAACUAAUUAAACAGGAAAUAGGAGUCCUUGUAAUUUCUG